This is a messenger RNA of Papaver somniferum (opium poppy), 2833 nucleotides long. RefSeq names its product WEB family protein At5g55860-like. NCBI's taxonomy places the organism in Eukaryota, Viridiplantae, Streptophyta, Magnoliopsida, Ranunculales, Papaveraceae. The coding region runs from base 437 to 2452 and encodes 671 amino acids. The record is from RefSeq and is a predicted model, not a curated record. The transcript has 3 exons.
UCCCGUAGUCACGAGUUAAAAAAAAUGCACAACAAGCUGACCUCAGUGACCUGUCCCAACUUCUCCACUUUUUAUACUUUCGGAGCCUCAUACUGUAUAUAAAUUCAUGUUGGAAACCACUUUCAAAUUUUCAACUUCUCUCUCUAUUUCUCUCUCUCCAAUUCUGUCAUUUCAAACCCCGCUUACCAACCCAUUUCCAACUUUUCUAGGGUUUUAUUCUUCCUUAAUUCAAGAACCACUCGAGGAAUUUUCUUGUUUGAUCGCCUAGGUUUUUGUUGAUUCAGCGAUUAUCUAAAAGGGUUUCUUUUAGAUCUUUGAUCGGGUGUUGGAAACUUGAAUCAUCAUCGCGUUCUGGAAACGGGGUUUUGUUGUUUAAACACCAUUAACAUUAUCAUCAGGUCAAAUUGAGAGAGGGUUAUUGGAUUCCUUCAGAAGUAUGGGCAAAAAAACUUAUGACAGUCCAAAAGAUUCUCCACGGAUGGAGGUAGGAGAGAUAGACACCAGGGCGCCAUUUGCCUCUGUCAAAGCUGCUGUUAGCUUGUUUGGUGAAGCAGCCUUCUCAGGCUCGGGUGAGAAGCCUGUCAUUAAGAAAUCAAAACUUCCUUCUACAGAGAGAGUGUUGGUGAAGGAGACACAGCUCCACUUGGCACAAAAGGAAUUGAACAAGUUCAAGGAACAGCUGAAAAAUGCUGAAACCACCAAGGCUCAAGCACUUAAUGAACUUGAAAAAGCCAAAAGAACAGUUGAUGACCUGACACAGAAGUUAAAGACAAUAAAUGAGUCUAAAGAGUCAGCAAUCAAGGCAACAGAAGCUGCCAGGAAUCAGGCCAAGCAACUUGAAGAAGCAACUGCUGGAAAUUCUCUACAAUCCAAUGCUGCUUGGGAACAUGAUCUAGAUAGUGCUAGAGAACAGUACACACUUGCCCUUUCUGAACUUAAUGUUGCAAAGCAAGAACUCACUAAAAUACGUCAGGAUUAUGAGGUGUCAAUGGAAGCGAAAGCUGCCGCUUUCAAGCAAGCUGCAGAAGCUGAAAACUCAGCUAAAGCUAACACAGAGAGGGCAUCUGAGAUAUCUAAGGAGAUUUCAGCUGCAGAGGAGUCACUGGUGGAUGUUAAACAUGCUGCAAUGCAGGCGCAGCAAGAAAGAGUUAACAUUCUAUCUGGAAAAGAGGCUCAGCGCCAAUCUUAUGGGGCUGCUCUAAAAGAAGCAGAGAACAAGUUGGAAUCAUUCAAGAAAGGAUUUGAUCCCACUCUUCCUGGGAGUCUGGAGGCUAAGCUGGCUGAAACUGAUGCCGAGAUUGGUGCUUUGAAAAAAGAAAUGGAAAAUGCAAAGGCUUCUGAUCUGGAUUCUGUUAAAUUUGUUACGUUGGAGCUUGAUGAUGCUAAAGAGUCACUACAAAAAGUAGCCGAGGAAGAGAACUCCCUUCGAAGCCUCGUGGAGUCAUGUAAGACCGAGCUAGAGAAAGUGAAGAAGGAGCAUUCUGAACUGAAAGAGAAAGAAGCUGUGACUGAAUCUAUUGCUGGGAGUCUGCACGUGCAGCUGCGUAUAUGUAAAGCUGAACUUGAGGCAGCUCUUGCAGAAGAAAGCAAAGCAAAAGAUGCUUCUGAUGAACUGGUCACAACCAUCCAACAGCUGUCAUUGGAGUCUGAAAACGCUAGAACAGAAGCAGAACAGAUGAAAAAGAAUGUGGAAGACUUGAAAAAAGAAGCCGAAGAAACCAGACAUGCCUUAGAAGAAGCAAAGAAAAAACUAGAGAUAGCUUUGAAUGAGGCUGAGGAAGCCAAAACGGCGGAGACCAAAGCUCUAAGUCAGAUUAAGGUUUUAUCAGAAAGAACUAAUGCUGCCCGGGCCUCAACUUCAGAGUCUGGUGCAAAGAUCACUCUCUCGACUGAGGAAUUUGAAUCCUUAAAUAGGAAAGUUGAGGAAUCUGAUGUGUUAGCUGAAAUGAAAAUAGCUGCAGCAAUCGCACAGGUGGAAGCCAUAAAAGAGAGUGAGAAGGAAGCUCAAAGGAAGUUGGAGACAAAUUGGAAGGAGAUUGAGGAGAUAAAAGUUGCAACAGAAGAAGCUACAAAAAGAGCAGAGAUGGCUGAGAUGGCAAAGAAAGCAAUAGAGGGAGAGCUUCGCAGAUGGAGGGAAAGAGAGCAAAAGAGAGCUGCUGAAGCUGCAAGCCGAAUUCUAGCAGAAACAGAAGCUGCCUCAUCUCCUGAUUCAUCCCCAGCUCCUCCAUUUCAGCCCAAGCUCAUGAAGAAGCAGCCAUCAGAGAAGAAAUCAUCCCCAGUGAAUGAGAAGUUUCAGAAGGCAUUUUCAGAGAAGAUUAGUAAGUCACGAAAGUUUGAUAAAAACAAUGGAUCCAAAAAGCUCUUGCCUUCUCUGAGUGGCAUCUUUCAUAAAAAGAAGAACCAAGUCGAAGGUGGGUCACCGUCUUAUCUUCCAGGCGAGAAUCCGGUAUGACUUUCAGUUCAUUGCAAAAUAUCAUGACACGAGACUGUUGCACAUAUUGGAUAUGAGUGAGUGGAUGUUUGUUGGGGAAGAAGAAGAACAAGUUAAUGUAGUGGUUUGGUUGUGUAUAUUGUGAGAGCAGUAUAAUGAAUUAUCUUGUCUUGUUUUCUCCUCUCCGCUCUCUAUAAAUAAUCUUGAGAAUGAAUAUCUACCUAGAAAAACAAGCAGGUAGAAACCCAUAUACCUUAUCCCACUGAAGAUUCGGCUUCUUCCCUGAGUAACUAUUAUAGUAGUUGCACCAAGGGUAUUAUUCCUUUACCAAGGGAGUUACUCCUUACAUGUACGUUUUCUUACUUGCAUAAUAAUAAUGGUUGCCCAGUGGAAUCCUUGUUU